Alnus glutinosa is the source of this 441-nucleotide messenger RNA. RefSeq lists its product as uncharacterized. Bases 1 to 441 code for a protein of 146 amino acids. The transcript has a single exon. The record is from RefSeq and is a predicted model, not a curated record. Lineage: Eukaryota; Viridiplantae; Streptophyta; Magnoliopsida; Fagales; Betulaceae.
AUGAAGGAAAAGAUUGCAUUGAUUCGAAAGCGCAUGCUUACCGCGCAAUCUAGACAAAAAAGCUAUGCGGAUAAACGUCGUCGCGAGUUAAAAUUUGCAGUUUGUGACUUUGUGUAUCUCAAGGUGUCGCCAAUGCGGAAUGUGUUUCGUUUCGGCAACAAGAGCAAGCUCAGUCUAAGGUAUGUUGGACCGUUCAAAGUGUUGAAGCAAGUGAGCUCCUUAGCAUAUAAGAUCAAGAUGCCUCCUACUUUGGCGGGUGUUCACAACAUUUUUCACGUCUCACAGUUGCGGAAGUGUAUACACGAUCCAUCACAAGUGAUUAAUCACGAGCCUCUUUUUCAGCCUAAUUUGACAUAUGAAGAGUUGCCCGUGCAAAUUUUGGAUCGCAAGGAACAGCAGUUAAGGACUAAGACGAUUCCGCUUGUGAAAGUGUUAUGGUGA